GGGCUCUGUUACACUGGAUCAGAUCUUCAUCUGAGCAUUCAGUCUUCUAGUGACUCAAGCGAGAUAUUAGCUGUCCAGAAUGAACUCUUUCCAUUUUACAAAGGACCCACCAGAUGACCAGAUGUACACAGAUAUCAAGUCACUCAAUAAGUUUGAGGAAAAGCCGUUUUGUCAGCUGUUAGACAUCGUGUUUUCGUUUCUUGUCUCACCGAAGGAAGGUUCAAGAUUCAUGUCCCAAAUUGCAGAAUUCGCUGAAGAACAUGGACUGGGAACUAAUGCGUUGAAAAAUGUCGUCAAAAGUUUGCUUAGCUUCUUCAAGAGUGCAUUAAAAAGUAAUUUAACACCGGCUCAAGUGAAAGAAGACCUGGAACAUCUCGGUAAGCUUAGGAAAAUAGGAUAGGAAAGUUUUGCUGGUAUUCCCUCCCCCUACUCCCUUAAAAUAGAGAGUACGAGGGGGGCUGGGGUAGGGUAACUGUCAAAGGCGUGUGGAACAUUCAUAGGCGAUCCCGAAAAGUAUCAAAAUCUAUGUUUGGCAUGAAGUAUGAAAAGUUGCUUAUCUUUGGAGUUAUUAAGUGUUAACUAGAAAAGUUUUGUGGAACUCAGUGCUGAUAGUGUGCAUUAAUUAGCAUUGUUGAAUACAUUUCUGUGGUACAGCCAUCUGUUGGGGAAAUAUACUAAAACUGGUAAGGAGUGUUACAUAGCCUUUUAUAUCCCAGCUAAACUUUGCCUUAAUCAUAUUGAGCCACAUGAGACUUUAAGAUUAUUUCAAGGUAAAACACUAGCUGAUGCAGUUGAUCAUUUCCUAUCACCUAUUUGUUAUUUCUGGGAGCCAACAGAUUCAGGAGCUAACUUGUAACAUGUAAGAGAUUGCCUUAAAAAAUAAAAGGAAUGCAGCCUUAUGUUGUUGGAAUACUUUUGUACAGGUUUGUCUGCAGAGAAUUCUCCCCACAUCUCCGAGCGAUGGAAGGCAAACCUUGUUGCUCUGUCACGCUCUGUUGUUGGUCAAACAUUCAUGGUGAAUGAACUUGUCGACAUGGAAUGGAAGUUUGGGGUUACAGCUGGAAGUAGUGACUUAAAAGUUGUGGGACAAACAUUUUUACAGUUGAAGAUGGUGGUGGAUCGUGGUGGUGCACAAGAAAAUGUUUUUAUGGAAAUGACUUUGCCACAGUUCUAUUCUUUCUUGCACGAGAUGGAGAAAGCUAAGUCUGCCCUUGAAUAUUUUAGUUGA
Pocillopora meandrina is the source of this 1228-nucleotide messenger RNA. Lineage: Eukaryota; Metazoa; Cnidaria; Anthozoa; Scleractinia; Pocilloporidae. The record is from the annotation of a GenBank genome assembly.